CGCUGUUUGUGUACUGUGUAAACCUGUGUCUCAAGGAAAUACAUAUAUAUUUACAUCCUAAAUAUUAUUUUCGGUAUACGUCUACUUCAGUAUUAAACCGGUAUACGUGAGAACGAAAAGGAUCACGAUGGCGUCAAUACUUCAAGUCGUUACAGCUACUUUGCUAUCUUCCCUCGCUCUCCUGGUGGAAAAAGCGUUAUCGCAGACAACAGAGUCAAUGAACGACACAGUAUUCAUCGGACCAAACGCAGGUGGUCAGGUCCUCAAUUUUCGUUACCUCUCUAAGGACGAGAGGGCGGCGCUCUGGGCCUGCUUUCUAGGCGGUCUCAUGGCGCUCGUCGGGGCUGGCAUUAUCUACUACGAAUACCGUCUAAAGAAAUACGAGCAGAACUUCCCUUAUCGUCCAAAGAAGAAGUCUAGAAAACCCAAGACUGUCGAAGAAACCUCCCACUGAGAGCAGAAAAUCAAAGGCGUAUCCAAGAUAGUGACAUUCAGCGGGAGGGGAAGGGGCAUGAGCUGUUCUGAAAAUAUAUAUGUAUGCAUCUGAAAGUUUGGACAUUGUGUAGAUGGGAUAUUUUUACAGGAAACCACACCCCAAGAAAUAACUCGCUAUUCUAACUUGCCUAUUAAUCUACGAGAUUCCCAACCAAUUAAAGUGUAUGAGAGAGGUAUAAAGCAAGAUAUUCUUAGCAUAAUGUACAGUUUCUCAGCACGACAUGGGCAUUGACAUUUUUUGGAUAACGUGACGUACUAUGUAUAUGUAACGCAUUAUCAAGAAAAUGGCUGCGCCCAUGUCAUGCUAAAAAGCAUUACAUCAUGUCAAGAAUAUUUUCAUUUAUAUCAAGGAAUAUUAAGGAAUAUUGGGCAUCAAAAGAAAGGAAAACAUCUCAUAUUUCAGCAUACAUUGAUUUAUUAUUUGGGGUAAGGUUUCCUUUAAGCAGGACUGCAAUACCUGCGUCCUCUUUCAUAGCCAAUAUUUCCCAACAAUGCAUAAGCGGUACCUGUUGAUCCCCCAUGGUCCUCUUGUUCUCAUGUUAAUUGAGAGCUGAUUUGAUGAGAUAACCACCUGCCAGUGACCACGCAUGGAGGUCUAAUCCCUCCUGGUCAAACUAGUGCAGAUAGGCUUUCAUUCAAGAGGUGAUAUAAGUCUAGAUUGUGAAUUUCAAGGAUGUGUGCCGAUAAUGACACCAUGUCUACCAAUAAAGGCCUUACAUUGUUAUACCUGAUGAAGCCUUCAUCAUUGAUAUCUACAUCAUGUUAUAUUGAUUAUAAUGAUAAACAAAAAACCAAGUCAAGAAAUUAUACAGUACAAUAGAGAUCUCAGUCAAACCUAACAAUGAUAACGGGAACUUUACGAUCAUUCGGAUGUCAUAAUUAAUAUAUUGAAAGUUCUAUCUUUGGGGUGGGAGUGGUUGAAAGUGCCCCUAGAAAUAUAAAAGGUUUUGUCGGCACAUUUGGGAAGGAAAGGCCACAAUAUUCGACCGAAGUGGGCGAUAAGAAAGUAUGACAAAUAACCGCUGGCGACAUUGUUUGCGAUGCAUAUUUUGUUUCUUUAUUGCAACCAAAACUUGUUAGAUUUUAAAUACAAAUAAAUAUACAAACAGUUAGAUUUAAAUGGUAUAAAUAAUGUACACAAAGAUACAUAAAUACAUAAUAGACAGGGGGCUACUUGAAAAAUAACCCCUUAAUGUUAAAAAUACGGAUGUACUUGCACAUGCUAUGAUAUUCAAGGGACAUAGUACUAAAGUAAUUGUUUACUGCUCGGUUGAUCCCCAUUCUGUAUUAUCGUCGACAAAAAAACUAAAAGUGUUGUGCAGCGAGUAAAAGCAAGGAAUUGAUGUAUAAUAACUACCAAUGAUAGUCAUAAUUUCAUUCGAAAUGUUAGAUGCCUUUGUUUUUUUAUUUCAAUAUCCAGUAACUUUCAUUUAUGUACUUCUUCGUCGUGUAUAUUUCUAAAGAUUGUACAUAGCAUACUUUUUUACAAGAUGAUUUGUAUGUAUAUAUUGCACCAGUAUAUGUAUAUUUUGAUACGAACAGGGUGAAUUAAAAGGUAACUUUAGUAGCCAUAUAGUAGUACAUUUUAAA
Strongylocentrotus purpuratus (purple sea urchin) is the source of this 2085-nucleotide messenger RNA. RefSeq lists its product as uncharacterized. NCBI's taxonomy places the organism in Eukaryota, Metazoa, Echinodermata, Echinoidea, Camarodonta, Strongylocentrotidae. The transcript has 3 exons. Bases 128 to 454 code for a protein of 108 amino acids. The record is from RefSeq and is a predicted model, not a curated record.